GUAUUACGGUUUUCAGCUUCAACCAUCAUGGCGGCGCCCGGGAAGAUCAUUGGGCGUUUUGUAAUUUUUCUUAAAAAAGGCUCUUUGUUUGUCUUUUUCUUAAUUUAAAAUUGGAUAGUUAUUAUUGACAUAUUUCUUUUAAUAAUCAAGAAACUGUAUGGAUCACACAUGAAGCUCCAACCUGUGCGGAUGAUCCAUUCUCUGGUUUCCAGGUGCAUCAGUCACCUGUCCAGACAGUGUUAUGAUGUCAUUGUGGUGGGUGGAGGUCAUGCAGGGACCGAGGCGGCGGCUGCUGCUGCGAGAAUGGGAGCUGAGACGCUUCUGGUCACACAGAAAACACACACAAUUGGUGCGCUGUCCUGUAACCCCUCGCUGGGAGGAGUGGGGAAGGGUCACCUUGUCAGGGAGGUAGAUGCUCUGGAUGGGUUGUGUGGACGAGCUGGAGACUGGGCUGGGAUUAAUUUCUCCAUCUUGAAUCGGAGAAAGGGGCCCGCAGUGUGGGGGCCGAGGGCUCAGCUGGACCGCCAGCGUUACAGGGAAUUCAUUCAGGGUGAACUGCAGUCCAUCAGUAGAUUGACAGUCCUGGAGGGCUCUGUGGAGGACCUACUGGUGGCAGAACCAAAUCCAGAUGAGCCUGGCAGCCACAGAGUAACUGGGAUAAGUUUGGAAAAUGUCCUCAACCCAAUCACCGCCAGCUCAGUGAUUCUCACCACUGGUACUUUCUUGUCUGGAUCCCUUUUCGUGGGCCAAACCACGUCUCCUGGGGGUCGGAUCGGAGACGCCCCAUCGAGUGCUGGGCUGUCCCACACCUUGAAGGAGAGACUGGGGCUCAGAGUGGGCAGGCUUAGAACUGGUACCCCACCUCGGAUCGUGAAAGAGUCUGUCGACUUUGCACUGGCGGAGCUUCACCCACCUGACAGACAUCCGACGCCGUUCAGUUUUAUGAACACACACACUCGCUGUAAGGCUGAGGAGCAGGUGCCGUGCUACCUGACCUACACCACUCCUGGUGUGGAGAGGGUGGUGCAAGAGAGUCUUCAUCUCAACUGCCACAUACAGCAAGACACCAAAGGUCCCAGAUACUGCCCUUCCAUUGAAUCCAGAGUGCUGCGCUUUCCAGGCCGGAGUCACCAGGUCUGGCUGGAGCCUGAGGGAGUGACCUCCGACCUUCUGUACCCACAGGGUCUGUCCAUGACUAUGCCCCCGGAGAUGCAGCUCCGCCUCAUCAGGGAAAUCCCCGCCUUGCACAGAGCUGAGAUUCACUCUCCGGGUUACGGUGUGCAGUACGACUAUGUCUGCCCGACUCAGCUGAGUUCUGCACUGCAAGUGAAAACCACUCAAGGUCUCUUUUUAGCCGGUCAGAUAAACGGAACGACGGGUUACGAGGAGGCCGCUGCACAGGGCUUGUGGGCUGGGGUGAACGCCGCCUGCCGGGCGCUCUCUACGCCUCCGGUGUCGCUGUCCCGAACAGAAAGCUACAUCGGAGUUCUCAUAGACGAUCUGGUCAGCAGAGGCGUUACAGAGCCGUACCGCAUGUUCACCAGCAGGGCGGAGUUUCGGACCUCUCUAAGACCGGACAAUGCUGACCUUCGUCUAACGCCAAAAGGUUAUGAACUGGGAUGCGUGUCCCCUUCACGCUACCGAGAAGCCAUGCGAGUGCAGCGCAGCCUGCAGGACGCCAUGGCGGCCCUGCAGGCCCUCACUCUGUCCACCGCCAGCUGCAGGGAAAAGCUCCCCGAUGUCCGUGUGAGUGAGUCCAAGAACGCAGCGCUGACUGGGAUGGAGCUGCUGCAGUAUAAGGAAUUAUCGUUUGAAACGUUGGCAUCCGUCUUCCCGGAGCGUCUUUCGUCCUACUUGGAAUUCUCACAAAGACUCAAGAUAGAAGCUGUGUACAAGCCUCAUUGUGACAUAAACAAGAAAGAAAUUGAGAGGAUCCAGAAGGAGGAGAAGAUGUUUCUGCCUCAGGACAUCGACUAUUUCUCUCUGCCGGCGUCUUUGUCUCAGGAAGCCAGAGAGAUCCUGGACAGAGUUCGACCGACCACCCUGGGUGCUGCUACUCGUCUGGAGGGGAUCACUCCUGCUGCAGUCGUCAGUCUUUACAACUAUGUACAGUUUGCAGAGAAAAAAGGAGGAACUGGUCAACAGAAAACAACCAGAUCUAAAUGAAAAUAAAAGAAAGCUUUGUGCAGGAGAGCCGGUUUCCCCUCAGAGAGUCAAAGACUUUGUGAUCAUGUGUACUUUUCUGUAAAAUGAUCUAAACAAUAAAGGACAGUUAAAAAAUA
Oryzias latipes (Japanese medaka) is the source of this 2282-nucleotide messenger RNA. RefSeq names its product mitochondrial tRNA translation optimization 1 (gene mto1). Lineage: Eukaryota; Metazoa; Chordata; Actinopteri; Beloniformes; Adrianichthyidae. Gene Ontology annotation, molecular function: flavin adenine dinucleotide binding. The record is from RefSeq and is a predicted model, not a curated record. Gene Ontology annotation, biological process: tRNA methylation; tRNA wobble uridine modification. Gene Ontology annotation, cellular component: cytosol.